Molecule: messenger RNA, 7736 nt
Organism: Gopherus flavomarginatus (Mexican gopher tortoise)
Lineage: Eukaryota; Metazoa; Chordata; Testudines; Testudinidae
Product: microtubule-associated tumor suppressor candidate 2-like
Exons: 9
Coding region: 33-1073 (346 amino acids)
Cellular component (GO): cytoplasm; nucleus
Molecular function (GO): microtubule binding
Source: RefSeq, a predicted model, not a curated record
AAGCCGGUUUCCUUUUCAGCAAGCCUGCCAGGAUGGGCCAGUGCUGCUGCAAGCUUUAUUACUGCCGUCCAUGCCUGGACAAGACGAAUGAACGUGCCCUUGUGAAAGAAAAGGAGCUGUCAGUCGAGCUUGCAAACAUCAGGGAUGAAGUUGCCCUCAACACGGCAAGAUGUGAGAAAUUACAAAAAGAGAAGGAGGAACUGGAGAGAAGGUUUGAGGAGGAGGUGAGGAAGCUGCAUUGGCAACAGCAAGAAGAGCUGCGUGCCCUUGAGGAGAGGGUGCAGUUACAGUACAGGGGCAAAAUGGACCUCUUGCAAGAGGAACACAGACUCCAACUUGUGAGGAUCAAGUGUCAGCACCAGGAACAGGUGGAAGAUAUUUCAGCCACUCACGAAGCUGCAAUGUUAGAGAUGGAAAAUAAUCAUGCAGUUGCCAUUGCAGUACUCCAGGAUGAGCAUGACAACAAAGUUCAAGAACUGAUGUCUGUCCACGAACUGGAAAAGAAAGAAUUGGAAGAGAGUUUUGAAAAACUGCGGCUGUCACUCCAGGACCAAGUAGAUACCCUCACCUUCCAGAGCCAUUCUCUAAGGGACAAGGCAAAGCGAUUUGAAGAGGCUUUAAAGAAAAACACUGAAGAGCAACUAGAGGUUGCACUAGCUCCAUAUCAGCACUUAGAAGAAGAUAUGUAUAGCCUGAAGCAGGUUUUGGAAAUGAAGAAUCAGCUAAUUCAUCAACAGGAAAAGAGGAUCAUGGAACUGGAAAAGCUGGCUGAAAAAAAUACAAUAUUGGAAGAAAAAAUUCAGGUGCUGCAACAGCAGAAUGAAGACAUGAGAGUCAGGAUUGAUCAAAAUACCGUUGUGACAAGGCAGUUAUCUGAGGAAAAUGCUAAUCUUCAAGAAUAUGUGGAGAAAGAAACCAAGGAAAAGAAGAGGUUAAGCAGGACUAAUGAAGAGCUGCUUUGGAAGCUCCAGACAGCGGAGCCCAUGAGCCCCGUUAAACUGUCUCCUACGCCUAUUUAUCGCUGUUCAUCGGGGCCUCCUACUCCCGCAAAAGUCAGCACGGUGCCCAGAUGACUGCUGCACGCGGCUGCAGAUGUUAACUGGGCUUUUACACAUUUUUCCAAUCCGCUGAAUGUGAUCAUCCAAGAAAGUGUUAACAACCAUAGACACCCAGAGUUGGGUACUACAAGCAUGCUCUGUAGCUGCAUAUGUGUAAGCUAGGCAGUGUACUAUUAGCAUUCCAGUAUAGAAGCUCCCAGUACUGGCACACUGAUGUCUUAGAGUAGUAUAACCAGUGUAGUCUGAUGUGUAAACAUUUUGCCAUGGUUAGAGAUGAAGGAAAGAAAAUACUACUACUAAUGGUUCAUCAAAGUGAACCUUUGCUGCAGUGGUUCAGGUUAGUUACAAACAGUUCACGUUUUGAAUAUCUAUAUAUGUAUGUGUGUUUAUAUAUAUAUAUAUAGUACCUAUGUAGGUGUAUAUAUUGACACCCACGACAUAUAUGGAGUUGAAGAUGUUCUGAAUUGCAUUUUUUUAUAUUAUUAGAUACACAACUAAGUGCUGAUAUAUUUUCAUGAUGGUCAGCAGUUUUGUAACUUGUGCCUAAGACUUAUAGCUAAAUGAAAUGCAUUUCUGUCAAGCCUCCCAGGAAUAUUUCUACCCAAAAUAGAAGAAAGUUACUUAGAAAUAGAAGCGCCUUCCAAACUACCACCAAGUGGUACCACUGUAUAAUGUGAACACCAGCGACAUUGAGAUUCUGCCUUCAAAAUAAUCACCUUCAUACUCAAUGCCAGAUAAGGUCACUCAUUCCAGUCUCCAAAUUUCAAUUAUUAUUAGCAUCAAUGUUAUGAAUGGAUGUAGGAUAGAGACCAAAACCCGGAGGCUGUUAGCAUAUUCCAUACAGUUUAUUUGAUAGAGUGACUCCAUUUUACGCUCUCAAAUUCUAAUUAGCCUUUUUUUUUUAACUGAACACUUUUAGAAGCACUCAGAAUUGAUAACAAAUCCACUCCCACAUUAUUUUAUUGCAAGCCCUAGAAAGAAUUAAAAACAAUAUUUGCUGUGACCUUGACAUUUGGCCAAAAGGGUUAACCCCCUAGUGGAAUUUAGAUCCAGUUUGCCUCAGGGUACAGGGAAUCCUGCACAUACUAGGCUAACGUUCGCCUUUGUUAAUGGCUGGGAGAACCCCAGGGAAGAUCUGUGGGGGCCGCAUGGCUCCAACUGAGGCCAGAAUUUUGUCCCUCACCAUAUAUACCCAUAUAUUUUGAGGCCAAACUACCUUAAACCUCUGCCUUCCAGGCAAAAUGCAAAUAAUCUUAUGUUUCCCUGUUAUAUUAACCCCCUUUGCUGCACCUGUUAACCAUGCAGGUGCUGCAGCGGCAACUUUCUGUGCCGUGCCUAUCUAGACCAGCUGGAAUGUCACACCAUACUGAGUGAGCAUGCUGGUUUCCCGGGGCACAGCACCUCCACCAGCAGUUAGACUGAGAAGGAGUUAACAGUAUUUGAUCCGGAUCCUGGGUCCAGGUAAGGAACUGCACAAAGCCAGGCAAGGUCCUGUUGUCUUCGAUGUUCUCUAAAUGAGGGGUUCCAGCAUUUGCAUCAGAUUUGUUUGGAUUAUACUGUGCAAGCAUUUGAUGUAGCGCAGCGGCAGGUUAGGCAUGUGAGUCACCCACGCAAAAGCAAAAUGUUUUUUUUAAAUGAUGUGAUGCUUCUGUUUUCAAUUUGUGGCAAAGACCCAGCACAUUUUCCUGCCUAUUCACAGAGCACACUGUGUGCUCCAGGACCUGACCAAGUUACGGCCAGGAUGUAAAUACAGGCAGAAAAUAUUCCAGGGUCAUGAAGCAAUUAGAAAGAGUUGUUGUCACAAGGCGUGUAUACAGAUAAUGACUCGCAUGGAAGUAGGCAGGAAGGCAUUUACUCCAGCAAACAUGCGCGUUGUUUGCUCUUGAAAUAUGCUUCAGCUUUCCUGUGAUGUAUUCAGAAUGCUCAGGCUGCAGCUUAGGUACAGCCAGCUUCAAUCUAAGUGGCUUUAGCCCAUCCCAAGAUGUAAAAAUUAGGUUAAUUUUUUUUUUUAGAGAAAUUUAUUUUUGUAGCAGUUUUGCAUGAUAUUAUGCUACUGAGUACAUUGAACAUCUUAUUAGACUAGACCAGGCCAUAUUUGACUACCACUGUUGAAAUACAUUACUAGAUUGUAUGUGUUCAGCAAGUACACCCUGAAAGUAGGAGAGUUGUUACAGAAUAAAAACCAUGAUCACGGUCAUUUUAGUUACUUUCAUACUGCACUUGCUAAAUGCACAGGUACUCUGCAAUACCGAUGUCAUUGUUAUGUUCCAGUCUAGGGCAAUGUGUUCUAUUACAGUACGAGUUGUUACCAUGAUGUUAAUCUAAAUUAUCCCAUGCGCGAUUCACUAAAACGUUAUACUGUCCUGCUCUGAGCUGGCUGAGCCAAUCUGUUUUCCUUCAUCAUUUCUCUGUUUACAGUGCUUUACUCAUCUUUUUGUCAGCUAAGCACACAUGCAAUGGAUGCUCCUUGCAAUGAAUUGGGAGUUGGGACUUUAGUGGUGGGUAGACUGGGCUGCCGGCGACCCCAACAUCAACAACAUGGUGUCAUUUCCAUUCUCUCUGUCUUAUAAUAGUCACUUCCUGGUGUUUGAUACUGGAUGCUGAUGCUUCCAUCCAUGUGACUACAGUUGGCUGUCCAGGGCUUCUCUUCCCCAUUCCCUGUAGGGGGAAGCCACCCGGGGCUUCUCUUCUCAGUUCCCUGUGGGAGCGGGAGGAGCUGCUUGGGGCUUCCCCUCUCCCCGCCUGCUCCCUGCCAGAGCUGGACAUCCUUGUCAGUUUCACAGCUCAGCCAUGAAACUGACUAGGCUGCCUAACUCCUGGCAGAGAGUGGUCAGGGAGGGGGGCCCCUUGGGGCUUCUCACCCUGGCUGUGAGCAGGGUCUGAAGCCUCCCACCCCAGCAUCUGGCCCCGGCUUUCAGUCAGGAGUGGUGUCCAGCCACCCAGCCAAGCAGAGAGAACUUGGCUUUAGCUGCUUAGCUUUCUUGUCAAUUUCAAGGCUCCUGCGGUGAAAUUGACAAGAGAGCCCACAGUAGAAGGGAUGCAGUGUCUGUCACCCUAAUUACACCAACAUGAGCCUUACAGCUGUCGUGGGGGUGAAGUUAUUAUGUCGGUGUAGUACAGCACUUACAUCAGUGGGAGGAAGGCUGUAGUGUAGACACUGACAUUAUUAGGUUGACAUAAGCUGCCUUAUGUUGACUUAACUGUGUAGUGUAGACCAGCCCUCAGCAGCAGUGUACCACCAGUGAGCCGUUCCCUGAUCAGUAGUAAGCAUAUCUCUUGCCAAUAUUAUCCAUAAACCAAGCUUUCUUAAAUGGCAGUGGAGAACACUGCUACUCUUGUUUCCUGACCUAGCACCCUCCUCUUUCUCUGCCCACACUUCCACUUACAAACGCUAACAUCUGCUGGCAUGAAGGGUUGGUAAGGGAGAUGUAACUGUCUGGUGCAAGAAUGGCAUUGAAGUGAAUGCAGUAAGAGCCAAACCUAUUUUCCUUGUGCGCCAGAUUUCCCACUAAAAUUUCAGUGAGAAUCGUAGGUGCACUAGGAAGCUAGUUACCCAGGUCUGUAGGUUGAGGAAAAGAUUUUGUUUUUGGGACCUGGGUUUGUUUACUGGCUGAACUUCAGGCACCAGCACAUUUGUGGUUUACUUGGCUGAUCUUUCAUCUACCAUCGUUAGGUUAUUGUUUGAAAUGACAGGAAAUGUACUGGCAUCUGGAUAGGAUUUAAAAAGCAGAAGCAACAGGAUUUUGAUAACUCAUCACUAUCUAUUCAAACGAGAAGUCAGUGGGUGCCUAUCCUCUACACCAAGCCACAAGAAAAGAGCAAAUACGUUAGGGAGGAAAUUUACACCAGUGCAAAGAAGAACCAGCUCAGAGCCCUGUAAACUCAUGUAAGACCAUGGAGGUGAAGAAGGAACAAGGACAUUCCUGCUGUUUAGGAAGUCUUUGUGCACAUGAAAAUAGGGAUGCCCAGAGAUCUGUGCCUACAUGGAUUCAGUGACCCCUAACAACCUUUAUUUUAGUCCUUGGGUUUAAAUAGCAGCCACAAUGGGGCACUGCUACAGAUCCACAGAUUGCCUGUGGGCUGGGUUGGUAAAAUGCAUCGCCUCUAACUCCACAACACAGGCUUUUUUCAGGAGAGAUGAAUUUCACACUGUUACAGCAGCAUUUCCUGAUGCUGUGAGUGCAGGUCUACAAAAGACACUUGGGGAGGAUUACAGAUUAUUGGGUGAAUUUAUCUAGAUUUUGCAGCCAAUGUAAACAGCAGGAUUUUCAAGCACAUAACUAUGGUGCAUAAUGUGGCCUAGACAGUAACAAUGUGGGAAUUCACUUUCAAAACAAAUGUCAUUAAAUUAUACCAAAACAGCAGCAGGCUAGCAAAGCAUUGUGAUUGUAGCUGGAGUUCUCACCCUGUCAGUGCAUGCUCUUAACAUUGGUUAGUAUGGGGCUGUUCAUGCAUUGUGCCUCAGCACCUGAACAGUAAAUGUUCCACUUACAAAUAAACCCUACUGGCUAAUGAGGGCUGAAUAAGGAUUGUGGGGAGAGGGAUUAUCUUUUACAAGGCAAGUGCUCUUGAGACUUAAUUAUGGAGGAACCCUAUUGAUUCCUCCACUUGCUCUUCUCAUUAACCCACACUGUGAGACUACAAAGUAAAAGCUGCCAAACCAUUCUUUGAUUUAUCCAGCCCUGUACCCACUAAUCAUUAGUUUCUGCAUCUCUCAAAGGGCUACAGAGUGUAUACUUUUCCUCCACAGCAACUAUCCAUAAAGACAGCUAUUUAGCUACUAAAAGUGAUUUUAUUUUUAUGUUGGAAGCUGUCCAAUAGAAAAUGAAAUAAUUUUACAAUAAAGGAACCAAAAUACACACCUGAACUUCAGUGGGCUUUGUGGAUGCUCAGCAGUUCUGCUAAUCAGUUUAACUUAGAUGCUUAAAUGUGGGUUUUACUAACUUUAGGCAUCCAGGGUUGAACAUUUUGGCCUAAGUUUUUAAUUCAAUGCACGUAAUUAUGGCUGUACUAUAAACCUCUGUAAAGCCACAUUUUAUAAUGGAAAAGCCUUUAACUAUGGAAGGAUACAAUAAAUCCUGCUUUUCCUCCACCUCCACUGCAAACUCAAACAGUCCAGUAGCUAAACCAGAAUUACCUUCACUUCUAUAGUUCUCUAGGUCCCAUUUUCAUUAAAGUGACUAAGCGACAGGGCUAGCAUCUGAAAUUAGGCUCUGUCCACAUGGUGGUGGUGGGUUCAGAAGCCUGGUUUUGGUUCAGUCUGAUUCUAGGACAUAGCAAGGGGAAAUUGGCAAGAGUAGUCGGCUUGCUUCCAGUCAUGGCACAUCUCUUUAGCACCAGAUUCGUGACUGGUUUAUGACUAGCAUUCAACUUUAGUUUUCAUUUAGUUUGUAAGUACUGAGCAGGUGAAAUGAUCAGAGUUGGGCUCAGCGAUGGGUGGGUGGGAGCGGGGGGGUGUGUGCAAUGUUGGUGGCACAGGGCCUGUAAGUAUCACACUUUAUGUGAUUAUUCUUCCACUCCCUUUCCCUUACAGAGAUGACUCAGCCAGACAAGUCAAUGAUACUUGAUUAUUGCUAUUACCUUUUAGAUAGCAAAAGGCUGUAGGUGACAUAUCCAUAGGGAGUAAUUACUCCUGUGGACCAUUGCUCUAUAAGAAUAAUUUAAAAAAAACAUUGUCACAAUUGCUCUAUAAAAAUACAACUACAAGCUUAUUUGGAGACAUGGCCUUAAGCGUAUUUAUUAUUUCUACUGCAACAGCACCCAAAGGACCCUAUCAGAUUGACGGCUCCAUUGUAGUUGCUGUACAAACACAAAUUAAGCCAUGGCCUCUGCCCCAAGGAUGGUCCCUGGAAAAAGUUUUUAAACAGCCCAUCCACCCCAACCACCUUCAAAUUCCUCCCACCCAACAAGUGUCUUCCUCAGCAAGAAUGACAAUGUGAAGCAGGGCCUCCUUGAGCCCACAGCCAGCUGGUGGGCAGCCUCACUUACGGCUUGUCUAUACUUCUGACUAAAUCAGCAUGGCUCCGAGCGAGGCAGUGGUGUUGAUUUAGUGGGUCUGGUGAAGACAAGCUAAGUCGGUGGCAGAACACUCUCAGAACGCUCUCUCAUUGAUGUCUGUACUCCAUCUCCCUGAGUGGGAGAGCAUCUCCCGUUGACACAGUGUGGUGUAGACAAUGCUGUCAGUCGACCUAAGUCCCGUCAACUUCAGUCGCAUAACUUAGGUCGACUGACAGCUUUAGUGUAAACCAGCCCUUAGAGGCAAGUGAUGAAAAAGAGAGCAACAAAUUCUUCUUUGUGUCUUUUUUCUUCACAUCUGUCUGUGGGACAUGAGCAGUGUUUGAAUUCUUGCAACUAAGAAAUCUGCAUAAAUCAAAUCAGUAGAUAAGUUCCUGCAUUUCACUGAAAUAAUUUGCUUACAAUAAAUCAGCAGAUACCUAAUGGUUAAGUUCAUUUUUUGGUGAGAAAACAAACAAACAAACAAAAUCAGGUAUUUUAUGUCUCUGCACUGAUUGCAUUUGUGUCCCAUGGACACACUGGGGAUCCUUCUGUAAAGUUUUUCCCACGCAGUAGGAGUUCUGUAGUCUGAUUUAAUACGUGGUUAAUGAAUUACAGGAAAAGUUUGUAUUAUUUCUGUUAUGAUGUAUAGAUGAGUGUAAUAUAUUCCUGAUAAUAAAUUCA